AUGAGAACACGCUGCCCAACGAGGACCUCUGAGGGUAGGACACGGAAACUCAAUAGCUUUGAGGUUAAAUUAGAAGAAAAGUUAAAGGCAUCGGAAUUUAAAUUAGUGGUUUCUCUUGAAAAGAAUUCUCAACUAAUGAAGGACCUUAGCAAGAUCAAAGAAGAGCUGAAUCAUUCCCUGAAAUGGACUGAUUCAUCUAAGAUCCUUUCGAACUUAGCCAAUCAAAAGCUUAACAACAAAAAGGGAUUAGGUUUUAGGCAGAUAGAACCUUCCUACAAUCCUCACAGCAAAUAUGUCUCUGUUUAUGACAUUCUUUUGUGUACCCAUUGUGGAAGAAAUGGCCAUCUGAAAGAAAAAUCUGAGUCUCUAAAGAGAGUAAAAGAAAGGCAAGAUAAUUUUCUCGUGAUAAGAAAAAGAUAUGUAGAAAAGAAAAAGAAGAGAGAAAACAAUCAGUGUUGGUACAUGGACAGUGGAUGCUCAAGGCACAUGACUGGAGACACUCAAAACUUCCUCUUUUUGGAAGCACACCAGGGCGGAGGUGUGUCGUUUGGUGAAGGAAAAAAGGGUUUCAUUCUCGUAAUUGACAAAAUAGGAAGAUCAACAGAACAUUUCAUAGACAAUGUUCAUUAUGUGAAUGGUUUGAAAUACAAUUUGUUAAGUGUAUCUCAAAUCUGUGAUAAGGGAAAUGAAGUUAAAUUCUUAUUUGACAGGUGCCUGGUUAUCAACUGUGUUACUCACAAAGUUGUCAUGUCUGCCAAAAGAAUAAUUGGGAUAUGUGAGCGCUUCAUUGCUAAACAAGCUUGUUACGAGGGACCUGGUUCAUGGACUGCCAAGGCUGAAAUCACCUUCGCCAAGGCAAUUCAACUGAAGGUUAACUGCAAGAUUGGAAGCAUCAGAUCAGAUCAUGGCACAGAGUUUGAAAAUACACAAUCUGAAGGCUUUUGUGCUGAAAAUGGAAUUCAUCACAACUUCUCUGCACCAAGAACUCCUCAGCAAAAUAGGGUUGUGGAAAGGAAGAACAGGACAUUGGUGUAUAUUACUAGAACCAUGAUGGUUGACUCAGGGCUUGCAAUGACUUUUGGGUAG
Solanum verrucosum is the source of this 1086-nucleotide messenger RNA. RefSeq lists its product as uncharacterized. The record is from RefSeq and is a predicted model, not a curated record. Gene Ontology annotation, molecular function: nucleic acid binding. The coding region runs from base 1 to 1086 and encodes 361 amino acids. The transcript has 4 exons. Gene Ontology annotation, biological process: DNA integration. Lineage: Eukaryota; Viridiplantae; Streptophyta; Magnoliopsida; Solanales; Solanaceae.